CCUCCCGGCCGCUCCGCAGCGCCAGCUCGGCAGGCGCGGGGCGUGAGUCUGGAGUGAGACCCGCCAGGCUCCAACUCCGCAGCGCCGGAGCGCGGCGGGCAGCAACUUUCUCCCCGGAGCGGCCGUGGCGGCGGCUGCUGCCGUGGCAGCACGAGCCGGGAGGAGGAAGGCGGCGGUCGUUGCUCCCGCCGGCUCGGGCUGUCUAGCUCGCCCAGACUGCCGGCCCGCGGAGCCUAGUCUCCCCGGGAAGCCCCGGGCCCCUGCCUUAUGUCCCGCAAGGCAAGCGAGAAUGUGGAGUACACGCUGCGGAGCCUGAGCAGCCUCAUGGGCGAGCGGCGCAGGAAGCAGCAGGAGCCGGACGCGGCGAGCGCGGCUGGGGAGCGCAGCCUGCUGGCGGCCGCCGAGUCGAGCACCAGCCUGCAGAGCGCGGGCGCGGGCGGCGGCGGCGGCGGCGUCGGGGACCUGGAGCGCGCGGCGCGGCGGCAGUUCCAGCAGGACGAGACCCCCGCCUUCGUGUACAUGGUGGCAGUCUUCUCCGCACUCGGCGGUUUCCUGUUUGGCUAUGACACCGGGGUGGUGUCUGGGGCCAUGCUGCUGCUCAAGCGGCAGCUCAGCCUGGACGCGCUGUGGCAGGAGCUGCUCGUGUCCAGCACGGUGGGGGCGGCCGCGGUCUCGGCGCUGGCCGGCGGCGCCCUCAACGGCAUUUUCGGCCGCCGAGCCGCCAUCCUCCUGGCCAGUGCCCUCUUCACCGCCGGCUCCGCGGUGCUGGCCGCAGCCAACAACAAGGAGACACUGCUCGCCGGCCGCCUGGUCGUGGGGUUCGGCAUCGGCAUCGCUUCCAUGACAGUGCCGGUCUACAUCGCAGAGGUCUCACCACCCAAUCUGAGAGGCCGACUGGUCACCGUGAAUACCCUCUUCAUCACAGGAGGGCAAUUCUUUGCAAGUGUUGUUGAUGGAGCCUUCAGUUAUCUCCAAAAGGACGGAUGGAGGUACAUGUUGGGACUUGCGGCAAUUCCAGCCGUCAUACAGUUUCUUGGCUUUCUCUUUCUGCCUGAAAGUCCUCGAUGGCUUAUUCAGAAGGGACAAACUCAGAAGGCCCGAAGAAUUUUAUCUCAGAUGCGCGGUAACCAGACCAUCGAUGAGGAAUAUGAUAGCAUCAAAAACAACAUUGAAGAAGAGGAAAAAGAGGUUGGCUCAGCCGGACCUGUGAUCUGCAGAAUGCUGAGUUAUCCCCCAACUCGCCGAGCUUUAAUUGUGGGUUGUGGCCUACAAAUGUUCCAACAGCUCUCAGGCAUUAACACCAUCAUGUACUACAGCGCGACCAUUCUGCAGAUGUCUGGGGUUGAAGAUGACAGAAUUGCAAUAUGGCUGGCUUCAGUUACAGCCUUCACAAAUUUCAUUUUCACCCUCGUGGGAGUCUGGCUGGUUGAGAAAGUGGGCCGCAGAAAGCUUACCUUUGGCAGUUUAGCAGGUACCACCAUAGCACUCAUUAUUCUUGCCCUGGGAUUUCUGCUAUCAGCCCAAGUUUCCCCACGCAUCACUUUUAAACCAGUAGCUCCGUCAGGUCAGAACACUACAUGCUCAAGAUACAGUUACUGUAAUGAAUGCAUGUUAGAUCCCGACUGUGGUUUCUGCUACAAGAUGAAUACAUCAACUACCAUUGACUCCUCCUGUGUCCCAGUUAGUGAAGAGUCUACAAAUGAGGCCGCAUGGGGCAGGUGUGAAAAUGAAACCAAGUUCAAAACCGAAGACGUUUUCUGGGCUUACAAUUUCUGCCCUACUCCGUAUUCCUGGACUGCUCUUCUGGCCCUUAUUUUAUACCUUGUUUUCUUUGCACCUGGAAUGGGACCAAUGCCUUGGACUGUGAAUUCUGAAAUAUAUCCCCUUUGGGCAAGAAGUACAGGAAAUGCCUGUUCAUCUGGAAUAAACUGGAUUUUCAAUGUUCUGGUUUCGUUAACGUUUUUACACACAGCAGAGUAUCUUACAUACUAUGGAGCCUUCUUCCUCUAUGCUGGAUUCGCUGCUGUGGGACUCCUUUUCAUCUAUGGCUGUCUCCCUGAGACCAAAGGGAAAAAAUUAGAGGAAAUUGAAACCCUCUUUGACAACAGGCUAUGCACAUGUGGCGCUUCAGAUUCUGAUGAAGGGAGAUACAUCGAGUAUAUUCGGGUGAAGGGAAGUAACUACCAUCUUUCUGACAAUGAUGCUUCUGAUGUGGAAUAAUUCUCAGCUACUGAUAUAGUUAUUUAAACAAACUUGGGGGAGAAGAACAGCAAAUUGAUGACUUCACUGCCGUGCUUCUAAUCUGGUUCUUUCUACAGUCUAGUUUUGAAUGACUUCAUAUUCUAGAAUACUUGAUUAGGAAGAAGAUAUAAUCGUGAUGACACUUUUUUUCAUGAGCAGGUAUAUAAAAAUAUAUAUAUUUACAGAGAUUUUAAUCUAAUAGUUCUUGAGCAAAUGUGUGUAAUCCCCUCCUGAGAUAGUCUAAAAUGAAUACUGUACCCAGUGACUUAAGUGUUAACCUUUUCUAAGACCAUAUAUAAUUUUAGUGGCAAUAGAGUGAGUGCUUAUCUCAACCAAAUUAUAUACGUAUGUCAAAAAGAAUUCUUUCACAUGACAUUCUCCACGUGAAAAUGAACAUUCUGGGAGAUGGUCCAAUGGUGUUCCCUGUCAAAAUGUGGCCUAUUGGCCCUACAUUUCCCUAAGAGUAGUGACUUACCUGGAUCAGCUAUUAGAAAGUAAAUUCCAUUUAAGCUUUCAUCAACCAAACCAAAAGUGCUUCCUCUUUUGGAAGGGCACAGCUGUCCUCUUCUCCUUUGGAUUCCACAUUUUUAUUUCUCUCAAUUCAGAUAUUAAAGAAUUCUUUAGAUACUGACUCUGCACAGGAUCUUAUGAACGUAUCAAAAGCAGAUCUUUUAGGAGUUAUUUACAUACCUAUUUUUUGCAUCAGUUAUACAUAUAAGUUAUUUGCACAGAUAAGCGAGCAAGUUUUGAUAAGUACAUUUUAUUGUCAGAAGAUAACAAAGAAAAGACUUUUAUGGAUUCCUGAUUGGUUAGUCCCUUAGGUCCGCAACUAUAAAUGCAAAAUAGUGCCAGAUAUUUAACUUAUAUAUCAGGGUCAGUUUUUGUUCAUGCCAAAAUCACCACACCUUCCUCGUCGGCUCUGGAGUCCUAAUUUGUGCCUUCAUUUGUGUUAUAUAAAUAGCUGCAUGCAAACUAUUUUUCCCUUACUUGUAGUCAAAAACUAGUUUCAGAAACAAAAA
Molecule: messenger RNA, 3260 nt
Organism: Otolemur garnettii (small-eared galago)
Lineage: Eukaryota; Metazoa; Chordata; Mammalia; Primates; Galagidae
Gene: SLC2A13
Product: solute carrier family 2 member 13
Exons: 10
Coding region: 268-2220 (650 amino acids)
Biological process (GO): transmembrane transport
Cellular component (GO): membrane
Molecular function (GO): myo-inositol:proton symporter activity
Source: RefSeq, a predicted model, not a curated record